Molecule: messenger RNA, 654 nt
Organism: Sardina pilchardus (European sardine)
Lineage: Eukaryota; Metazoa; Chordata; Actinopteri; Clupeiformes; Clupeidae
Product: complement C1q-like protein 2
Exons: 2
Coding region: 1-654 (217 amino acids)
Molecular function (GO): protein binding
Source: RefSeq, a predicted model, not a curated record
AUGGUGGUGGAGCUGAGAGUGCUGCUGACUGUCACCCAGAGUGAACUACAGAAAAUGGAGGCUGAAAAUGCAGCUGUGAAGACUGAAGUGAUGAACCUAAAGAUGGAAAAUGCAGCACAAGAGACAGAGUUGGCCGUACUGAAAAUCAGACUGGCCGCCACCGAGACUGACAUGGAGCACCAAGAGACCAGACUGGCUAUCACUGAGACUGAUGUAGUGAAUCUGGAGAAAGAGAUCACAGAUCAACCCAAGGUGGCAUUCUCAGCAGCUCUGCCUGACUCAGGAUACAUAGAGUCUGGGAAUACUGAGCUGAACUUGGUCUUCACUAAAAUCAUCACCAAUAUUGGACAGGCCUACAGCAGCACAACAGGCUUCUUCACAGCUCCAGUCAGGGGAGUCUACUACUUCAGAUUCACUGUCAGGGAUGACCUAUCUUCACGCUAUAUGAGUAUCAUGAUGUAUAAGAAUGGAGAGCAGGUCAUGCGAUUAGGAGAGUAUGAUACUGAUGGAAUGCCCUCCUAUCUGUCCAGUGGUGCUACUCUGCAGCUGGAGGAGGGAGAUGUAGUUAACAUGCGACUCCCUGCAGGCUACAGGCUCUAUGAUAAUGCUAAUAAUCUCAGCACCUUCAGUGGCUUCCUGCUCUUUCCUCUCUGA